Messenger RNA from Medioppia subpectinata, 411 nucleotides. Lineage: Eukaryota; Metazoa; Arthropoda; Arachnida; Sarcoptiformes; Oppiidae. The record is from the annotation of a GenBank genome assembly.
UGGUCGACAAUAUUCCUCCAGAAGUGGCGUCACAAUAGCCAACAACUGAUCCACGGAUGGAACUCCACUUUCAACCGGUUCGAGACCGGCGACGAACAGCUGGUCCGAAGACCACUCUUCCGCGACAGGAGUUUUACCGAUUCUUUGAGUGUCGAAACCGAACGCAAAUUAUUUAAAUAUUUCAUUACUUAUCCUAUCAUUGGUUUUUGUUUGCUAUUCAUAUUCGGUGUAAUGAUUGCUGUGUUUAGGUUUCAGCUCCAAUUCAUGAACUCGUUUUUGUCCCUCUUUUACAUCGCUUUCUAUAUCGGAGAUAUGGAUAAACUUCAGGAGCAAUUGGCGACUCUAUUGAUCACACGUCAGGUGAUCGGUAACAUCAAAGAGUCGAUUGUGCCGUUCGUGUGGGAGUCGUAC